ACGAUCAAGACCGCGUCCGUUUCGUUAUAGACUCAUUUUUUAAAUAUAUUUUUGUUAAAAGACGAGUUGAAACUCGUCGACGGCCAUUCUUCUGCAGUCUGCACACACGGAUGAAGAGAGUUGAUAAAGAUAUUUAUUAUACAAUUAUUGCAAAAAACAAUCAAUAUCUACAUAAUAUGUUGAUGUGAUGGAAACUGAAACAAUAGUUAUGAGUAGUAGAAGACGAAUGGUGCUUAAACCACUUUCUGCUCCAGGAGCAACUUUACAAUGUAAAGAAAAGAAUUCCUCCAAUGAUACAAAUGAACAUGUUAUGAUUCAACCACCUGCCGCACUCAUUUCUCCAAAAAAUGACAGAAAAAAAAUUUUGUUUCAAGACACAAUUGUUCCUGAAAUAAUACCUAUAGUACAGCGUAGUAAGGUCUUAUUAUCAUGCACAAUUAACAGUGAUUUAUCAGAUUCUGAUGAUUCUGAUUCUGACAAUUCUACAAUAAACGAUGAGCCUUCCAAUAAAUCACCAAAGAGCAAUAGAAAACUAUAUUAUUUUAUCAUUAUGUUUUUAUGUUGGGCUGCAAUUCAAUACUGGAUGAUUGCUGUAGUUGGUUUUGGAGCAGUAUUUUUUGCUAUCUCUGCUCUUAUUGCUAUGUAUUAUAACACUUCAAACUCAGAAAAAAAACACAAUGCUUUAAGUGCAUACUCUGUAUUUAAUCCUCAAUGUACACCUAUUCAGGGAUCUGUAGAUCCAAAACAAUUGGAACGUGAGCUGCUAUUUGGUUAAUUAUGAUGUUAAAUCAAUAAAUAUAAAAUUAUACUUCUUUCAA
Molecule: messenger RNA, 818 nt
Organism: Acyrthosiphon pisum (pea aphid)
Lineage: Eukaryota; Metazoa; Arthropoda; Insecta; Hemiptera; Aphididae
Exons: 3
Coding region: 188-775 (195 amino acids)
Source: RefSeq, a predicted model, not a curated record